AUGUCAGAAGUCAGUUGUUCAUCGAAGAGGAAGUGUCAUUGUGGAGAAUUUGCUAAAAAUUUUACUUCGAUGAUUCCUUUAAAUCCUGGGAGGAGAUUCUAUAAGUGCCCUAAACCGGAAGGUAGUUCAUGUGGUUAUUGGGAAUGGGCAGAGGAUCAUGUCCCGGACAGAGCGCUCGUUGUAAUCAAUAAUUUGAAGUGUGAGUUGGAUGUGGCUAAUCUUAAAAUCAGUAAUUUGAAGUCGUUGUUGGAUGAUGGCAAGACUGAAAGGGUCAAAUUGAAGGAAAAAGUAGUUGCAUUGAAGGCAGGAAAUAAUCUUCUAGUAACGAAAAAAUUGGAGUUGGAAGAUAGAAUUCUCAAGAUGAAGUUCUUCAUUAUGAUUUCAUGUGCGCUAUUUGUAGGAUUUAUUGCUACUAUUAUCAAAAGUUGAAGCUGAAUUGAUAAUGGACAGUGAAAG
Nicotiana attenuata is the source of this 456-nucleotide messenger RNA. RefSeq lists its product as uncharacterized. The coding region runs from base 1 to 429 and encodes 142 amino acids. Gene Ontology annotation, molecular function: zinc ion binding. The record is from RefSeq and is a predicted model, not a curated record. The transcript is spliced from 2 exons. Lineage: Eukaryota; Viridiplantae; Streptophyta; Magnoliopsida; Solanales; Solanaceae.